Trypanosoma grayi is the source of this 900-nucleotide messenger RNA. RefSeq lists its product as hypothetical. The transcript has a single exon. The record is from RefSeq and is a predicted model, not a curated record. The coding region runs from base 1 to 900 and encodes 299 amino acids. NCBI's taxonomy places the organism in Eukaryota, Euglenozoa, Kinetoplastea, Trypanosomatida, Trypanosomatidae.
AUGGAACGACUCGCGUCACUAGGCGCGUACCCGUCAGGGGAGGACGAGGAGUCCAUUGUGCGCAGUCCCUCCCUCUCGCGCCGCGACUCCAUUGCGUCGUUGUCACUGCCAGCGGGAGCCUUCCCGCAAUUCCCACCUGCCGGCGCACGUCGCGGNCUCUCGCGCCGCGACUCCAUUGCGUCGUUGUCACUGCCAGCGGGAGCCUUCCCGCAAUUCCCACCUGCCGGCGCACGUCGCGGGUCGCUCGCCACCACGCUGGCUGCCGUCUCCACCGCCACGUCGCCGUGCCUGCCUGAGCCCCUCCACGCAAUAUGGCUGCUGCAGCAGCAGCAGCAACAAAGCAGCGGCUGCCCGUACCACGCGGAGGGCGCAGAGGGCUGUGACAAUAUCAACGAUGAGGAUGAGGAGGUCCGCCGCUCCUGCAGCUGUUCGAGGUGGCUGUCGCGCUCAUCGUCAUUCAGUCUCGCCGCCGGCGGCAUGACGCCGCUGACGUGGCGCAUGUCGUCUUCAGCAACGACGCCGGUCGCCACCGACUCCCCGCAUCGUUGCGGCGCCGAGUCGCCGUGUGUGCCGCACAUGCCGGAGUGCAACACGAUGGAGGCCGUCCUCAUGGAGCGGCGCGCCAAGGUGCUGGCGGAGUGUAUCACCCUGCAGGGCGCCACGUCGCUCGACAGGCUGCUGGCCGAGUCGUGCAACAACAACACCAAUAAUGCCCACGGAGCCAGCGGCAAUUACUACAGGCGUGGUGGGGGUUGUGACGAUGAUGAUGUGAGAGACGCGUCACCGCCCAUGCGAGAGCGGAGCAUGGCACCAGCGGAGGUGGUGGCCGAGCGGGCGAGACAGCAGCUGCGCCACGAGGCAGCGGACGAGAGGCCGUUGGGCGGCCACGAGGUUUGCUAA